CUUUGCCGUGUGAAAUGUGAGAAGGAUUCAGUGCACCUCGCGAAAAGUAAUGUUUUUCACACGAAAUAGGCAAGUCCUCGUGCAGAAGGGUGUGGAUUUUGCCGUGAGAACUCUCACCGGACACGCACACUAUGGCAGAUUCCCUCGUCAAUUCGCCGGUGGCCAGGAAAGAGCCUCCAAACUUGACACAAAAUCGCGAGAGUCUUCCGGACGGGCUUUCUCGGCCGCCUCCACGAGCGCCCUAUGGCUGGAUGGGAAGCUGGAGUCGGGCUCCCUGCCGCAGAGCACGGACGUUGUGAUAUACGGCGCAAGUAUUAUUGGGGCGUCCGUGGCGUACAACCUGGCCAAGGCGGGCAUGGGUGCGCAGGUGAUCCUGCUGGAUCAGGACACCGUCACAGACGGGCGCGUGUGGCAGGAGAACAGCGGACUCGUGGGUGCGUUUAAGCCCACGCUGUCACAGGUGAAGCUGGUGCAGAAGUCCAUCGACUUGUUCCAGGAACUCACGGACAAGGGCCUUCCCACGGGCUGGCGGCAAUGCGGAUCGCUGAAUCUGGCCAGGACGCGCGACAGAAUGACCGUCUUUCGGCGCAUGAAGUCACAAAGCACCGGCUGGGGAAUUGAGUGCAGCAUCCUCAGUCCAGAGCAGUGCAAGGAGGUCUUCCCGCUGCUCGAAGUGUCUGACAUUCUGGGCGGCCUCUGGAUUCCCACUGACGGCGUGGCGGAUUCCAUGCUCAUCUGCCAGAGCCUUUUGCGCGAGGCGCAGAAGAUGGGCGUGAAGAUUGUGGAGAAGUGCGCGAUCAGGAGCAUCUCUCGCGCCGAGGGACGCGGUCAGGCCAUUGAGACAUCUUUGGGCACUGUUUACGGCACGUACUUUGUCAAUUGCGCCACUCUCCACGCCAGAGAUGUGGGCUUGCUCUCUGAUCCCAUCGUGAAAGUUCCUCUUCACGCCGCCGAACACUACUAUCUGCACACGAAGCAAGUGGACGGAUUGUCGCCCGAAGCGCCUGUGAUACGAGAUCUGGACGGACAGAUCUUCUUCCGGGAGAACGACGGAAGACUCCUGGCCGGCGGGUAUGAGAAGAAUGCCAAGCCAGCCUUCGAGGAUGGCCUGAUUCCACCUAAUGCCGCUUCCAUGCAACUGCCUGUGGACUGGGAUCACUUCCAUGUGCUUCUCGAGGAGUUGAUAAAGCGCGUUCCUUGUCUGGAGGAGGCGUUCCUCGAGCGUCUUUCCAAUGUUCCUGAAGUCUUCUCGCCGGACGGCAAGUGGAUUGUGGGCGAAAGCCCAGAAAUACAGAACUACCUGGUGGCCACGGGAAGCCAGAAUGUCUCCACGGCCGGACUGGGUUUCGCCAUUGCGGAUCUCAUCACGCAGGGUUACUCAACGGUGGACAUUCACGACUUGGACAUAUCGCGCUUCCUGGGACUGCACAACAACCGCAAGUUCCUGCGUGAGAGGGUGCGGGAGGUGCCAGGACUGCACUAUGCCAUCCCAUAUCCCUUUCAGGAAUUCGAGACUGGCCGCACGCUGCGGAUGUCACCGAUUUUCCCCGCCUUCAAGGAGUCCGGAGGUGUUUUCGGCCAGACAAUGGGCUACGAGCGUCCGUCGUGGUUCGACCAGAAGCACUGCCUGGACGACAAUGGUGUGCCAAAGUAUCGCAUCGCCGCCACGCGCACGUUCGCCAAGCCGUCGUGGUUCAAAUACGCCGCUGAAGAGUACAACGCGUGCCGGGAGAAGAUCGGUCUGUGCGACUACAGCUCCUUCACGAAGGUGGACAUGUGGUCGAAGGGGCGCGAGAUUGUGGAUCUGCUGCAGCACCUGUGCUCCAAUGAUGUCGAUGUGCCCGUGGGCACGAUCAUUCACACGGGGAUGCAGAACAAGCAGGGUGGAUAUGAGAAUGACUGCAGUCUGGCGCGCAUUGGGCCGAGUCACUACUUCAUGAUCGCACCGACGAUCCAGCAGACGCGCUGCAAGGCGUGGAUUGAGCGCCACAUGCCGCCAGGUGGACAGAUAAGUCUGUCCGAUGUGACUUCCAUGUACACGGCCAUCUGCAUCAUGGGCCCCUUCUCUCGCAUCAUGCUCUCCGAGCUGACAGACACGGACUUGGCGCCCAAGAACUUCCCCUUCUUCACGUACCGCGAACUCGAUGUGGGCCUGGCCAAUGGCAUUCGUGCGUUCAAUCUCACGCACACCGGAGAGCUGGGCUUCGUGCUGUACAUCCCCAAUGAGUUCGCGCUGCACGUGUACACGAGACUGCUGGAGGCGGGCGAGAAGUACGGCAUCAGGCACUGUGGUUACUAUGCCAUGAGGGCGCUGCGAGUGGAGAAGUUCUUCGCCUUCUGGGGACAGGAUUUGGACACAUUCACCACACCGCUGGAAUGCGGAAGAAUGUGGCGCGUGAAGUUCGAUAAACCUUUCCACUUCAUCGGCAGGGAUGCGCUGAUGAAGCAGCGCGACGAGGGUGUGAAUCGACUGUAUGUGCAACUGCUGCUCAACGAUCACGACUCCGAAGUGGACAUGUGGCCGAUGGGUGGCGAGCCAAUCUUCCGCAACGGUGACUUCUGCGGCCAGAUCACCACGGCCAGCUAUGGGUUCACGUUCAAGCGCCAAGUGUGCUUGGGUUUCGUGCAGAACCUCAGUCCGGAGGGUGUGGCGGAGAAGGUGUCGAACGAGUAUGUGCUCAGCGGUGACUAUGAGAUCGAGAUCGCGGGCAUUCGCUAUGGGGCCAAGGUGAAUUUGCACUCACCCAAUUUGCCCACCAAGUAUCCUGAUCAGGAACGCGAGGCGUACAAGGCAACGCGCGACAAGAGUGACGAAUCAUCGGUGAUGGCGCCAAAGCUCUCAUGGUAAACGUAGCUCAAAUCUUUUUAUCACUAAUUUUCAACACUGUUUGCAAUUAUCAACGAUCAUUUCGUGUCAUAUUUCCACGUCGAAGCGCUUCAAUUUAUAUAACACAAAAAAGUGGUGUUUUCUGAGAGUGAUAUUGUCCUAUAUUUAUAUAUAAAAAAUGUGAGGUAUUUAAUCUGAAUUCUGUACAUAAAAUAGAGGAUUUUGUAAAGUU
Molecule: messenger RNA, 3059 nt
Organism: Phlebotomus argentipes
Lineage: Eukaryota; Metazoa; Arthropoda; Insecta; Diptera; Psychodidae
Product: pyruvate dehydrogenase phosphatase regulatory subunit, mitochondrial
Exons: 4
Coding region: 50-2848 (932 amino acids)
Cellular component (GO): mitochondrion
Molecular function (GO): protein binding; oxidoreductase activity
Source: RefSeq, a predicted model, not a curated record